AUGCCUCCAGCACAGACACCAUCCAGACUGAGAUCGCAGACUCCAACAAGACCUAGAAUGGCAGGCGCAUCGUCAUCACAGGGCCUUCACCAUCCUCCGUCUACUUUACGCUCAAGACCUGCUUCAUCGUUGUCAAUUAGUCAUUCCGCAGGUGGCGUCAAGACACCGAACCUCAGAAGACCAAUGACUCCCAGUACGUCAAACCUCAGGGCACGGGCCGGUGCCAAUAUCAAUGGUGUAACAACUCCCAUCAGACCAAGGGCUUCUAUGAAUAAUAUGAGGUCGCAAACCCCGGUGAACAAUUCAUCUACAAACAGCCCACCAUGCUACACGGGAACAAUCCAGGUCAGCAUUAGACCCAAACCUCUGAAUGGAAUUAACGAGACUUGGGAGAUUGAUGACUCUUUCAACACAAUUUCCAACACGGAUGCCGGCGAUUUUCAUUUCGACAACGUUUUCGACCCUUCAAUUCCUAAUCUCGAGGUGUACAAUCGGUCAGUGAAGCCAAUCAUUUCAAGAUGCUUGGACGGCUACAACGGUACCGUAUUUGCUUAUGGUAUGACUGGCAGUGGAAAGACUUAUUCUAUGCAGGGAACAGAUUAUGAACAAGGUCUCAUUGAGCUAGCGGUUUGGGAGAUAUUUGACAAAGUCAAGCAGAAUAGUACCACGCACGAUCAUGAGAUACUCUGUUCGUAUUUGGAGAUCUAUAACGAACGUGUUUUUGACCUUUUGGACCCAGAGUCAUCAUCAUCACUAAGAGGAACCUUUGGAUCCAUGGUGACAAAAGAAGAAUUGCGCAUCAGAGAUGAUUCGAGGUAUGGAGUCAAGGUUGUGGGUCUUAGAGAGCAGGUUGUUUCGACUCCUCUGGAUCUGAUGAAAACGAUCGAGAAGGGUGACACUAUAAGACGUACUGGUGGUACUGACUUCAACACACGAUCUUCUCGUUCGCAUGCUGUCUUGCUGAUACGGAUAAAUACUAUUGAGCGGGCUACCGGAGUGGAGAAAUUUGCAACUUUGAGUUUAUGUGAUCUUGCUGGUUCCGAGAAGGCAACUACUCAGCAAGAGAGACGGAAAGAGGGAUCAUAUAUCAAUAAGUCACUGCUUGCCCUGGGAACAGUGAUUUCUAAAUUGUCAUACCAAUCUGCUGGAUCCCAGCAGCCGUACUCGUUGAACAGUUCUCAUAUUCCUUAUAGAGACUCCAAGCUCACUCGUCUCCUUCAGCCUUCUCUUAGUGGAAACUCUGUUGUUUCAGUUUUGUGCACGAUUCAUCUUUCGUCCACUACAAUUGCUGAAACAGUCAAUACUUUGAGGUUUGCUUCCAGAGCAAAGAACGUGACGUUGAAUGCGAAACAAAAUGAAAUUUCCGGGUUACAUACGGUGACAGGAUCUGAUAAAGACAGACUGAUUGCGCAAUUGGUUAAGGAAAACGAGCAAGCAAAGAGAGAACUGAUGGAGCUGAAGGAGAAUGGUAUGUUCGAUUCCCCUGCCAGGCCCAGUACCGACGAUUCGGACAGAGUUGCUCAACUAAACGCUGAAAAUACCAUUCUGAUGGAGCAGUUGGAGCACAUGAAAAGGCUGACAGAGAGUCCAAGACUGGAAUCGUUGGCUGAUCACAAUGAGGCUUUACAGUCGCUGAUCACGUUUGAUGUGAGAGGGAACAGGAACGAGUUCCAAGAUUGUAUUCGCUCCAUUGAUAAGACGCAUAAAGACCAACUAGCUGAGAUUGAAGAGCUGAAAUCCUAUGUGGCACAUCUUGAGGGACAACUGAAGUCAUCCAGGUAUAACAUGUCAUUGCGUAAUGUGUCAGCGGUCGCUGAUGACAUUAUGGAUACAGCCUCUGAUGGAAAAGAUGAAGUUUCACUAGAGAAUAUCAUCAAAGACCAGGAAGAAGAGAUCCUGGAAUUGAAAGUCACCAUAUCGAGCAAAGAUUCGAUUAUAAAAGCUUUGAGAUCCGCUGGAAAGGUUCGAGAAACCCUGAAAAAUCGUGAAGACUCGAGGGAAAAUGACGAAAAUGCUACUCCAGGUGGUGAGUCGAAGACUGUACUCAAGCCACUUGGUAGUCGUUUGAAUGGACUGUUUAGCAGAAGCUGA
Messenger RNA from Kuraishia capsulata CBS 1993, 2091 nucleotides. RefSeq lists its product as uncharacterized. Gene Ontology annotation, biological process: microtubule-based movement. Gene Ontology annotation, molecular function: ATP binding; microtubule binding; microtubule motor activity. The coding region runs from base 1 to 2091 and encodes 696 amino acids. NCBI's taxonomy places the organism in Eukaryota, Fungi, Ascomycota, Pichiomycetes, Pichiales, Pichiaceae. The transcript has a single exon. The record is from RefSeq and is a predicted model, not a curated record.